UAUUUUUUAUUUAUUUAUUUUUUUCUAUUUCAUUAACGCUGAUAUGUCAUCUACCACUACUACCACGGAUACUUCUUUACUUCACCCACUUGAUAUGCCUGAGAUAUCAUCUAGCAAUAGCAGCCGACGAACAAGUAUCUCAUCCAUACACGAAGAAGAUUGGAGCCAAUUAUUAUCUCAAUUCGACGCUCAUCCUGAUAUCUUGAUGCUCAUUCAACAAUGUAAAAAGGAAGAAGAUAACCGUCGUCAUGAAGAAACCAAGAUGAAAUUGAAAGAAUACCAGCUCUAUUGCGAAUUACAAAAGAACCUGUAAACAACAAAAAAGAAAGACUUCACUCCUUUUUCUCUCUCCUUGGCUUUAGUUACACCCACAUCUAUUGAACAUAUGCUCUGUAUGGCGUGUAUGUGUGUGUGUAUCGCACGCGGCAGGUACACGCGCGCAUAUACACAGAUAAACGCGCAAAAAAAAAAACUCAAUGCGACAAUACGUCCACUCCUUAUCUUGAUUAUUUUUAUAUGACUUUAAAGGGCAGCAAAACAAAAAAACAGUUUAUGGGCUGCUGUAUUAAAAUUUUGCUUUAAAAUAAAAUUAUGUUCUCUCGUUUCACAGACGCGUUCUUUCUUGUUCCCG
This is a messenger RNA of Rhizopus microsporus ATCC 52813, 631 nucleotides long. RefSeq lists its product as uncharacterized. Bases 44 to 313 code for a protein of 89 amino acids. Lineage: Eukaryota; Fungi; Mucoromycota; Mucoromycetes; Mucorales; Rhizopodaceae. The record is from RefSeq and is a predicted model, not a curated record. The transcript has a single exon.